Molecule: messenger RNA, 2076 nt
Organism: Hippocampus comes (tiger tail seahorse)
Lineage: Eukaryota; Metazoa; Chordata; Actinopteri; Syngnathiformes; Syngnathidae
Product: cleft lip and palate transmembrane protein 1-like protein
Exons: 17
Coding region: 19-1626 (535 amino acids)
Cellular component (GO): endomembrane system; membrane
Source: RefSeq, a predicted model, not a curated record
UUGCUGCGAUUCUGCAUCAUGUUCCCGUCGUGCUGCUCCAGGCCUGCGAACAGUGGCGGAAAGAGGAGCUCCAUGGCCAAGCUCCUCCUGGGGGUGUUUAUGGUCUACAUGGUCCACACUGCAUGGCUACUGUACGGAUUCCUCAACACCAAGUCCUGCGAUGAGGGCCGAAGGGAGGACUGCAUCACCUCAUACCUGUCGGCCAGACCUAGAUUGCAGCUCAGUGUGUUCACCUGCCUUGUUCCAGACAACAGUCAGCUCAACCUGGCUCUGAGAAUUGAUCCAUUUGACCCACGUUCUACAUUUGAAAGGCAGGUGAAUGUUCUCCUGCCGGAGGAGACUCGAGCCAAUGGCAGCUUGUAUGCUGUAGUGUACGUCCACAAGGCCAGCGUUUCUCCUUUGGAUGAUAGCCGAGAGGUGCACCAUGCAGCUGUGCUUACCACCCACAUCAGCCCUGCAAACACUGAAGGGCACAGACACACACAGAAGAGCUCCAAAUUAAAGCAUCCUGUAUCCCAUUGGAGACCCCAUCUGUCAAUCACAAUUAUGUCAGAGGACUUCACCUUCACCAAAGGAGGACUCCCCAGUGACAUGCACCGCUACGUUAGAAUCUCACAGGAAGGAAGACGGAUCCUCUACCUUCCUCUGAUGCUCAUUGAUGAGCUCAGCUUCAGAAUCCGAGAUCUCAUGGAGAUCAACAGAAGCACCACCCAUCUGCCACUCACAGUGUCCUAUGAAGGCAUUUCUCUGAGGAAAUUUCGAUUUUGGGUUCAUCUACAGGAUGUGGUUUAUUCCCUGCGGCAGUUUGGCUUCUCCGAGGAGUACAUUGAUGAGAUUAAAGGGACCUUGGUGGGCUCUAAUCUGUACCUGUUAGUGUUGACCGCCGUCAUCACAGCCCUGCAACUCAUUUGUGAAUUUCUGGCUCUUAAAAAUGACAUCAGCUCCUGGAGGAAAAAGAAGAGCAUGGCAGGAAUGUCCAGGAAAUCCGUUUUGUGGCGAAGCCUCUGCACGUUGCUGAUUUUCCUGCACCUGCUGGAGGAGACCAGCCUGCUGGUGCUACUUCCUGUUGGGCUGGCGGCAUGUGUGGAGGUGUGGAAGCUGUUGAAAGUAUUUCGGAUCAACUUGCACUGGAGACGACCGGGCGUGAACAAGCUGGAUGAAGAAGAGCGGAGGACUGUCGCGUUUGACACGCAGGCGUCCACGUACUUGUCCUACUUGGUCUAUCCUCUGUGUAUCAGCGGAGCUAUUUUCUCGCUGGCCUACUUACGCCAAAAAAGUAAUAUUUGUUGUGUUGCGCCAACACUAAACUCGUCUUGCUUGACAGGAGUGUAUGCAUUUGGCUUCCUCUCGAUGGCUCCUCAACUGUUUAUCAACCACAAGCUAAGAUCUGUCAGCCACCUGCAGGGGGCAGUGUUGAUGUACAGAGGAGUGAACACUCUGAUUUCAGACCUGUGCUCCUGUGCUGCCAUGUUCUCCUCAUCUGAGGCAUUCUUGUCCUCUCAUCAACUGUCCUUUUUCAGAGAUGAGCUCUUCUUCCUCGUCUACCUCUACCAAAAAAGGCGUUGGACCCCAAAGGCCAGAAAAUCCGAGUGUGGCUCUCACAGCAAGAAAGUAAAGACUCAGUGAGCAUCUUAAACAAGUGAGAUGGUGAACUUGGCGACAGCGGCUUAUGAUCCUUUCCCCAUCCAACCUUUUCUUACACACUUUGCACUUACAGCAUCAUAAAUACAUCCAGUGCAAUCGUAAUAUCUAUUUGCUCUGUUACAGUCUGCUCCAUAUGCAGGGUGAGCGAAGCCAUUUUCAUUCAUUCAUCCCGGUCAUGCUGCAUCUUAAUGUGGGCGCUUAUCCUGCCAAUUACUCCCUCCCACACUCUACUAUUGCUCAUGAUGUUUAUUUAUUGCAUAUUUUCAUUGCAAAAGUAAAUAGGCCGAAUGCAAACUGAUGAAUAUAGAGAGAAAUAUCAUGCUUGGAAGUGAUUUAUGAAUGUGAAAAAGGCACUACGUAUGUGCGUGGCGUUUCUAAUGGACUUCACUUUGAUUGUUUGCAUUUGAUGAAUAAACAAUUAUUGUAGAAACA